AUGUCUGAUCACGACCAAGCUCUCCCACAGAAUCACCGGGCACAAUCCGAAGUUCAUUCUGCCGACGACAUUGAUGACCUUUUCGACUAUGAUGUUGGCCUUGAUGAGGUCCUAAACAGCAUUUCUACAGAGCCCAACAGAGCUGGCGCAAAUACUACUAAGGAGUUUACGACAUCAGCUAGCUCAGGGCCGUCAUUAGGCCUUGAUGAGGAGGUGAAAGUUUCCAAAAAGAGGCAUCCUAUCGCGAAGCUUGACGAAACUCGGACAGCGAAAUCCAAACUCAAGUUCAAAGGAAAGGGACACGAACUCUGGCUUGAUGAUUUGUUUCCUCGCGCCAAAUUCACUGAUGGCCUUGCUAUGAUCGAGAAGCUGGGACAUUCCAAGCGAAUCCAAGUUAUGCGAAGGGAGUGGAUCGAGGAAAGUAGACCGGUAGGGAAUGUAUCAGACACCACCAUCGAACCUGCGACAAACGGAAUAGAAGACCGCUCGGAGGGAGAUGUAAAUUCUAUACCACCCGAAUUAGCAAACAUGGAGACUAGUCCCAUCCUUGAUACAGAUCACUGA
Molecule: messenger RNA, 564 nt
Organism: Rasamsonia emersonii CBS 393.64
Lineage: Eukaryota; Fungi; Ascomycota; Eurotiomycetes; Eurotiales; Trichocomaceae
Product: Replication fork protection component Swi3
Exons: 3
Coding region: 1-564 (187 amino acids)
Biological process (GO): replication fork processing; DNA damage response; DNA replication checkpoint signaling
Cellular component (GO): nucleus; replication fork protection complex
Molecular function (GO): DNA binding
Source: RefSeq, a predicted model, not a curated record